Drosophila ficusphila is the source of this 962-nucleotide messenger RNA. It is a transcript of the gene mRpS2, whose product is annotated as 28S ribosomal protein S2, mitochondrial. The coding region runs from base 65 to 862 and encodes 265 amino acids. The transcript has 2 exons. Gene Ontology annotation, biological process: translation. The record is from RefSeq and is a predicted model, not a curated record. NCBI's taxonomy places the organism in Eukaryota, Metazoa, Arthropoda, Insecta, Diptera, Drosophilidae. Gene Ontology annotation, cellular component: ribosome; mitochondrial small ribosomal subunit. Gene Ontology annotation, molecular function: structural constituent of ribosome.
CAGCUGUUGAAAAACCGAAGAGAAGAAGAAGAUCAUAGGUUAUGAAAACACGAGCCACUGCAAAAUGUUAAGAAAAUCGUUUAUUAACCUGCCCCGUUUUAGUCAGAUAUGCGGUCUGCCGCGACGGCUGCAGAGCACACAGCCAGAGCAAUCGGCAGAAGCGGAGCCGGAGGAUAUUUCCCAAGUUGAGCAGCGGAUUCUCAAGCAUCCGGAUUACUUCCAAGUGCACAAUCUGUUUACCGUGCGGGACCUCUUCAACGCACGAGUACAUUAUGGGCACAAGGAGGGCUCACUAGACGACCGGAUGCGUCCUUAUUUGUUCGGCAGUCGACUAGGCCACCUGAUCUUUGAUCUGGACAAGACAGCGUCGCAUCUCCGUGAUGCACUAAACUUUGCCGCCCACAUUGCCUUCCGUGACGGCAUUAUACUGUUCUUCAACCGAAACGCCAUGAACUCGCACCUCGUAGAGCGAAAAGCCCAGGAGGCCGGAGAAUUCUCGCACACUCGCUUUUGGCGCGGCGGCAUCUUCACCAAUGCCAACGUGCAGUUCGAUGCAGUUACCCGGCUGCCCGAUCUCUGCAUCUUCCUCAACACGCAAAACAACGUGAUGGCACAGCACACGGCAGUUAGGGAUGCUGCCAAGAUGGCCAUUCCCACGAUUGGAAUCGUCGACAGCAAUUGCAACCCAAAUUUGAUCACAUACCCAGUGCCAGGCAACGAUGACUCCCCGGCAGCGGUGGAGCUAUAUUGCAACCUUUUCAAGGAGGCCAUUCUGCGUGGCAAGCGGGAACGUCGCCAGCUCCUUGGACUACCGCCCCUGGACGAAGCCCAGCCGCGGCGCAGUCGCAAACCCAAGAAAUAGCCUUAAGAGUGUCAAGUGAAUUUUGUUACAUUUAUCUGAAUACAAAUACCGAUGUCAGUUGAUCCAGGAUGUAGAAUAAACUGCUGACCUGGGACCGAAA